Nerophis ophidion (straightnose pipefish) is the source of this 3757-nucleotide messenger RNA. It is a transcript of the gene sesn1, whose product is annotated as sestrin 1. Gene Ontology annotation, biological process: negative regulation of TORC1 signaling; regulation of response to reactive oxygen species; positive regulation of macroautophagy. Bases 168 to 1835 code for a protein of 555 amino acids. The record is from RefSeq and is a predicted model, not a curated record. The transcript has 10 exons. Gene Ontology annotation, molecular function: L-leucine binding; oxidoreductase activity, acting on peroxide as acceptor. Gene Ontology annotation, cellular component: nucleus. Lineage: Eukaryota; Metazoa; Chordata; Actinopteri; Syngnathiformes; Syngnathidae.
CUCCUGUCAAUCAUGUGUUUACCAUGUAUUUGCAGCCUCCUUCUGAUAUUACCGUGAGCGAAGGGAGCUGGUCAGUGUUGUCUGUGGAAAAGUGUCCAGUUGCUGAGACGAGCACCGAAGAAUGUGAAUAAAUUUCCUUGGACAUCAACAACACAUCAUAUCAGAAGAUGGACGCGCAGGACCAGGAGUCUCUGACCAGGUGGGACAGGCUAGGCAGCCGUGACACUAGCUCCAGGAUGGCCACCAUGGAGCACAUUCGCCAGGAAGUAAUGAGGAAAGUGGAAGCUAUCGGGCCUAUGGCACCAUGUUCGCCGUCACCUGCACCGUCUGGGUGCCCCGCUGGCAGCGACCUGAACGUCACCCUGGCUCACCUGCUCAUGCUCACCAAACGUUGUCCUUUUGACGAUGUAAAGGAGAGAUGCCUUCGACUCUUACAGGCUGUCCAGGAUCUGGGAGUGCGUAUCCCCAGGCCUCUCGGGAACGGACCUAGCAGAUUUAUCCCUGAAAAAGAGUUUUUUUAUUUCCUUCCACUAAAGAUUCUCGGAGUCAGUAAAGUGGACACCAGGACACAGUCAAUAUUUGAGGAUGCGUUCGCAGCCCUCGGUCGCCUUGACAACAUCUCCUUGGUGAUGGGAUUCCACCCUCAGUACCUGGAGAGCUUCCUCCGGACGCAGCACUACCUGCUGCAGAUGGACGGGCCGCUGUCGCUGCACUACCGCCACUACAUCGGCAUCAUGGCGGCGGCGAGACACCAGUGCUCCUACUUGGUCAACCUGCAUGUGAACGACUUCCUCCAAGUUGGCGGGGACCCCAAGUGGCUCAACGGGUUAAACGAAGCCCCGCAGAAGCUGCAGCAGCUCGGCGAGAUCAACAAAAUCCUGGCUCAUCGUCCUUGGCUGCUCACCAAGGAGCACAUCGAGGGUCUCCUGAAGGCAGAGGAGCACAGCUGGUCCCUGGCGGAACUCAUCCACGCCGUGGUCCUCCUCACACAUUACCACUCCCUGGCCUCCUUCACCUUUGGCUGCGGCAUCAUGCCAGAGAUCCACUGUGACGGCGGCCACACCUUCAGACCCCCCUCCCUCAGCCAGUACUGCGUGUGCGACAUCGCCAACGGCAACAACCACGGAAAUCAUCACGACAGUCAUCUUAGCAGCCAGGAGGUGUGCGGCGAGGUGGAGGUGCUGAUGGAGCGCAUGAAGCAGCUGCAGGAGUGCCGUGACGACGAGGAGGCCAGCCAGGAGGAGAUGGCCACUCGCUUCGAGCGGGAGAAGACUGAGAGCAUGCUGGUGGUCACGGCCGAGGACGAGGAAUGGGUGCCCUCCAGGGACAUCUCCCGACAUUUUGAGGACCUCAGCUACGGCUACAAGGACUUCUCCAGGCGGGGGGAGCACGUGCCCACCUUCAGAGUGCAGGACUACAGCUGGGAGGACCACGGCUUCUCCUUGGUGAACAGGCUGUAUCCCGACGUGGGUCAGAUGCUAGACGAGAAGUUCCAAAUGGCGUACAACCUGACCUACAACACCAUGGCAACGCACAAGGACGUGGACACCAGCAUGCUGCGCAGGGCCAUCUGGAACUACAUCCACUGCAUGUUCGGCAUCAGGUAUGACGACUACGACUACGGCGAGAUCAACCAGCUGUUGGACCGUAGCUUUAAGAUCUAUAUCAAAACCAUGGUGUGCAGUCCUGAGAAGACCACCAAACGAAUGUAUGAGAGCUUCUGGAGGCAGUUUCAGCACUCUGAGAAGGUCCACGUUAAUCUGCUUCUUAUGGAAGCGCGAAUGCAAGCAGAACUGUUAUACGCUCUGAGAGCCAUCACUCGCUUCAUGACAUGAAGUGCUUUUGUCCUAGUUUUGUCUUUUAUAUAGAUUUUAUUACAUGUUAUUUCUCAUUGUGGGACAUUUCAAGAAAAGGUUGUGGCGAGGGAGACUUGCUGGAUGGAUGGAUGCUGAGAAGACCAGAACAAAGAAAAAUGUCACAGGCACAGUUUUUUUUUUUUUUUUUUUGCGUGCAGUGCCAAAAGUGACCAGCAGAGGGAGGCCUGGUUGCCAGGCGUCCCAAGUAGUAUUGGAGCAUGCACCAUCCUCUUCCACCUGACUGAAGACCCUUCUAGAAAAAAAAAAGCUGUGCAACCACAACCAUUCUGCACUGUCAUCGUUGUUUGUAGUUUCUUUUUGACAUCGUGUUCAAGGACGUGGUCGCCUCACCUACGGGCCCCCGUGCUUGUGCCUGAACGACGCUGCAGUGUGCCCCAUUGCUGCUGCUCCCCUGAGUUGUUUUCAGCGGGAAGGGGGGUCAUAUUGAUCGCCCCACACCCAAAAGACCUUUCCCAACCCUCAAUCAUAGUCCCUGUCCAUCUGCAUUAACCCAAACGUCUGUGUAAGCUAAUUCUGUGUGUGUGUGUGUGUGUGCAGUGACUCAAAGAACACUGAGCCCUUUUUGAGUUGACUGUGUGUGUGUGUGUGUGUGUGUGUGUGUGUGUGUGUGUGUGUGUGUGUGUGUGUGUGUGUGUGUGUGUGUGUGUGUGUGUGUGUGUGUGUGUGAGAGAGACAAAGAGAAAGUAGCUUUUGAAAUGUUCAUGUGUCAAAAAAGGAAUGCGAGGCACUUUGAAGGAGACUUCUUGCUUCUUGCUUCUGCUGUAGCGCUAUUGUGAUAACAAGUGUUUCUGAUUAUUUGUCUGGCUUAUUAAGGAAAAAAAAGUGUCGAACCAGGUGCUUUUUGCCCCAACACACGUUGACACACACUCACUCACUCACACACACUGCUAGCUGUCUUCCGCGUUAACCCAGCUGCCUGGUCACACUUAAGGUUGUGAAUUCCACCAGUAAAGAAAAUACCUCUUCUGUUUUUCUCCAAAGUGCUCUUUGGUGAGCGCAGACUUUUUUUUUUUUUUUUUUCUCCCCGCUUCUCCCCGAGCCGCCUUUGUUCCGAUUGUGGCCGAUUUGCAAGGCAAAAAGUUGUAGCUGCGCUUAUUAAGCCUAACUAGUGCAAAAGCAUUUUUUUCUUUUCUUUUUUUUUUUAUGAAACCAGUGUUUGUUUUGUUCACUAAAACCAUUAAAGUACUGCAUUUUUCUUCUGAAGGAGGAGUAAGCGAGUUAAGUGUUUAGACGGGGCGGUGAUGACAAAAGGAUGGUACCAUUGGAAGUUGUUGGAGAGAAAACAAAAAGUGGAUUUUUUUUUUUUUUGUUUUCCAAACUUCUGACUGAUGUCAGUUACUGAUGCUUUUUUUAUAUAAAAAUAUAUGAAAAUGGAGAAAAAAAAUAAACCUAUAACGUUGAAUUGUUGUGUAUCAUUUGUAGCGUAAAUUUGUUGGGUUGAUUGUACAAGAAAGCUCACUAACAAUAAAUGAGGUGCACAUUCUGCACAGGUGUCGGUCAGCUCGAUGACAAUGGGAAUCAUCCCAUCCGGGUCAAAGUUACAGCAGCUUGAUCAUUCUUAUGCACCUCACAAGAAAAAAACAUUUCCAAUGAAACAAUGUUACGACAUAAUCACCAGCACAAUCGCCAUCCCCUAAACUGCCUUCACUAGUGUAAGGUUUGUAGGGUUGCAAAGCAAACAACCAUAUCAGCUCAUAUUGCAUAUCAACCUGAGGAAUCAUGUUUAAAAAGUGUUACAAGGUUUGUACACAAAGUGCCGUUCCUGAUGUUUUGAUGUAAUGUGACUGAAAUGCUGUACUUUUAGAGGCUACUUGUAAGCACUGCCUGGGCCCCAAGUCUGUGUAACAAUAUUAAUAAUAAAGUUUUCCAUAGGCUACACA